CUGACCACUCGCGCCUGCUAGAACCCAGAAUGGCGGUCGUCCGGCGACAAUCAGGCCAUGCAAAUCAACGAGUCCAUGAGCUUCCAGUUCCUCACCAGCUUCGACAUCCGAACCUUAUCCUCGAGAGGCGCCAAUCGCGGCAACGAUGUGACAGGCCUGCUCUACGUGCCUACCCUCGCCGAAUCCGAUCCAUGCGUCAACACGAGUGCGCCAUAUGUACCCCAGAACGCCACCCGUCGUGCGCAGCUUCCCCCGGACGAUUUCAAUCUCAUAGGGCUGGCGCCAUGGGUGAGCAGUACUUGCGCGCUGCAUUACAUGGAGGCUGCAAGACAGGAUCCUGUGCAUAGCCUGGUGUUCUUCGUGCCGGACAACGGUACUGGCAUUCCUCCAGACGUUCACGAUAGACAAUGGGACAUUCCCAACGCCGGCAAUUGGAAGGCGGAGAAUGGAUUUCCCAUAUAUGCCAUUAAUGGCCAGAAGGGAGCACUGUUGAUGAACGCCAGUUCAUUGUACAGUGGCAAUAUGACAGAUGUACCCUUCGGACAUGACUUGACAGAAUUCUACGAUUCUCGGGACUAUGUGAGGUUGUUUGUCGACAUCGAUACUGGGAACGGCACUUCUCUGCCCUCUUUGUGGAUCUUCCUUCUCAUAGUUCUUGGCAUUCUGCUGGCCAUCAUUGGACUGACCUCAUUCGCAAUGCACUGGCUCCAGCGACGAAGGCGACAAAACUUGCGUAGACGUGUCCAGCGUGGCGAGGUGGACCUCGAAGCUCUCGGGAUUAAGCGCCUCACUGUGCCACAAGACCUGCUGACCGCCAUGCCUCUGUAUACAUAUGGUAAAACUGCAGACGGCGCUGUUUCCUCGGGUACUGAUGCAGACACUGACCUGGAGAAAUUACCAAGUGCCACACAAACGGAGCGCGUUCAAGCUGCAGCAGGAAUACCUGCAAAUAGGAACAGCAGCUAUAACCCAACGGCUCUCGAACAGCCCACGUGCGCUAUUUGUCUCGAGGAUUAUGUCCCUGCUACACACGAAGAAGAAGGCACUAUGGUGCGAGAGCUUCCCUGCCACCACAUUUUCCACCCUGAAUGCGUCGAUACAUUCCUGCGCGAUAGCAGCAGUCUUUGCCCUAUGUGCAAGAAGUCUGCCUUACCUGCUGGAUAUUGUCCUCGCGUCAUCACGAAUGCUAUGGUCCGAAGGGAGCGUAUUUUGAGGAGAAUGCGGGAACGAUUGGCUGAAGACCCGGAUGCUGUAGAUGGCAUAUUCCCUCCGAGCUUCCACCAACGAAUGAGAUCUUUGCCAGUCAUACGGCAAUAUCGAGCUCAGCGCGGAAUGGAUAUCGCACCUCCCACGGCAAGUCAGCAAAUGACUCAGCUCGAUCCCGUGCCUCCCACCAACAUGAGCGAAGUGCCGCUCGCUCCCGCUACAGGCGACGAAAGACCGCAAGUGCAACCUCCCGCCACGGCUGCCCAUCGAAGCUGGGCCCGCCAGAGAGCGGAGGCAAUGCUGGGUCGCCGUGCCCCAGACGACCCGGAAGCUGAGGAGGCGAGAGCAACGCCAGCUUGGCGAAAGGCCCUCAGAGGUCUAUUCCCAAGGCAUUAA
Messenger RNA from Cercospora beticola, 1602 nucleotides. Its product is annotated as RING-H2 finger protein. Gene Ontology annotation, biological process: ubiquitin-dependent protein catabolic process. NCBI's taxonomy places the organism in Eukaryota, Fungi, Ascomycota, Dothideomycetes, Mycosphaerellales, Mycosphaerellaceae. Gene Ontology annotation, molecular function: ubiquitin protein ligase activity. The record is from RefSeq and is a predicted model, not a curated record.